AUGCCCAAUUCAAAGAUUUCACAAACCACAGCUUCAGAGUACUCUUCCAUAUCCUAUCCUAGUUUAUCUCAGGUACAAAGUUUUAAAAGAAAAAUGCUUUCUCAGAUCGUCAUCUUUGCUAUUGGAUUAUUUUGUACAGUUAAAAGCUAUGGGGUCGGCCCAACUGGAUCUGGUGGUUAUGGUGGAAGUAUGGGAGGUUAUGGAGGAGACAUGAGUGGAAUGGGAGGUUACGGAGGAAAUGCUGGAAUUUAUGGAUCUGGAGGAGAAAUGUCUAAGCCUAAACCAUACAACUUCAACUACCAAGCCAAUGGCAUGGGUGCAAACAGUUUUAGAACUGAGCAGGGAGAUUCUAGCGGGAAUGUUCAAGGAUCUUAUGGAUACACUGAUGCUCAAGGACUGUACAGACAGGUUCACUACACAGCCGGUGCAGCUGGAUUCCAAGCUACAGUGAAGACCAAUGAACCAGGCACAGACAGUAAACCAGAAAGUCCUGCUGAUGUGAACAUGAUAGCCGAACCAGCACCUGCAGGUAUACAAGAAAAAUACACUAGACGAGCUGGAUCUGGAAGUUAUGGAGGAAAUAUUGGUGGAAUGAGAAGGCAAGGUGGAAUGGGUGGUUUAGGAGGUGGAAUGGGUGGUUUAGGAGGUGGAAUCGGAGGAGGGAUGGGUGGAUAUGGUGGCAUGGGAGGAACUGGUGGUGGAUCAUCCGGCCCAUUUUCAGGGAUCAGUCGUAGUGGAUCAGGAAAAAGUAUUCACUGA
Molecule: messenger RNA, 759 nt
Organism: Parasteatoda tepidariorum (common house spider)
Lineage: Eukaryota; Metazoa; Arthropoda; Arachnida; Araneae; Theridiidae
Cellular component (GO): chitin-based extracellular matrix
Molecular function (GO): structural constituent of chitin-based larval cuticle
Source: RefSeq, a predicted model, not a curated record